GGCCACGUGGUACAAUUUUGACUGGAUCAUUAUCUUAAAUUAAUGCAUUGUCAAAACUAAACAUUGUUUUAAAAAUCGCGUAGUAUAGAAAAAAACUGUAACCCAUAUUUACCAGUGUUCUGAAAAGUAUAAUGAACUACUAGGUAAAUAUUUUAUAGUAUUUUUUUUCACUUAUUUAAACUAAGAAUUUAAUCGAGCCAUUAUUGAAUAAAUUAUCUAUCGACAAAGUUGGUAUAUUUUAGUAUUUUGAGGCUUAAGCGUCGAGCGUUGAAAUGAAAUUGUAACUUUAUUAUCACGUAUUCUGCUCGAUAAAAAUCAACUCUGAGCCAUUGAACUAUAUGAUAUAGUUCAAUGCUCUAACUUCACGUAACUUAACCUCAAUUCAUAUUUUUAAAGGACCAAGAUGUUAAAGCCGAUUACUUUUGUUACUGGUAAUGUUAAAAAAUUGGAAGAAGUAAUUCAAAUUUUAGGCUCAGAAUUUCCUAGGCAGGUAAUUAAUAAGAAAUUGGAUUUACCAGAGUUACAAGGGGAACUUGAUGAAAUAUCAAUCCUUAAAGCCAAAGAAGCACAUAAACAAGUAUUAGGCCCCGUUAUCGUAGAAGACACAGCUUUAUGUUUUAAUUCGUUAAAAGGUUUGCCAGGUCCCUAUAUAAAAUGGUUUUUGGAAAAAUUAGGUCCAGAAGGCUUGCAUCAAAUGCUACAUGGAUUUGAUGAUAAAUCUGCAAAAGCAGUAUGUACAUUUGCUUAUCAUCCCGGAGGUGCAGAAGAUGAAGUUAUACUGUUUCAAGGAAUAACGAAUGGUACCAUUGUCAGCCCAAGAGGACCAAGAGAUUUUGGUUGGGAUUCAUGCUUUGAACCAGAAGGGUAUAAUGUGACGUAUGCAGAAAUGCCCAAAUCAGAGAAAAAUAAGAUAUCACAUCGAUAUAAAGCACUUGAUUCGCUAAAAGCUUAUUUUACCAAUAGUUUUAAAGACAAAUUAGAACAAUGACUGCAUCUUUAGUUUUAUUCUAAAAGUGUAAAAGUGAUAAAAGAGUUGUACUGGGAAAUGAUAUUUGGUGAAAAGUUUCAAGAAUGGUCAGAUGGAAUAAAAUGAUAUUGUCAGGUUAGGUACAAAAUUCAAUUCGUUAUAUGCGAAAUAAAAUAUUGUAUUCCA
Diorhabda carinulata is the source of this 1153-nucleotide messenger RNA. Its product is annotated as inosine triphosphate pyrophosphatase. The record is from RefSeq and is a predicted model, not a curated record. Gene Ontology annotation, biological process: nucleoside triphosphate catabolic process. Lineage: Eukaryota; Metazoa; Arthropoda; Insecta; Coleoptera; Chrysomelidae. The transcript has a single exon. Gene Ontology annotation, molecular function: nucleoside triphosphate diphosphatase activity. Gene Ontology annotation, cellular component: cytoplasm. Bases 404 to 988 code for a protein of 194 amino acids.